AUGUUGAGGAGGGAUCUAGAAGGAAGCCAAUGCAAGCCCAUUGUUGUUGACGACCCUGUGUCGCGAGGUCGCAGGUCGCGAGAGCAAGCGUCUAGGAUUCACAUUGAUCUCACAGAUUUCGACGAAGCAAACGAUCCAGUUCUGGAAAGAGAACUCGCUGAAAUUGCUUUGAGUGGCCGUACGGGUACUUUCAGCACACAAGCAAGUGACCAUGCAAGGGAUGUGGAAGAUGGCAAAGAAAUUAUGUAUUCUCGAGACGCAGCGGAUAGUCCUUCUUGGCGAAAUCCUGCCUACAACAAGAAGAAAGAGCAGGUCCCAAAAUGGAGAACAGCCAAUGAAAGCAUGCGCUCAUCGCUGUAUUACAAAGUUGCAAGAUCGGAUAGGUUAAAGCUUUACCUGCUUAUUGCCCUCGUGGUUCUGAUCGCAAUCAUAUGUGGCAUUGUGUUUGGGUACCUCGUACUUUCAAACCGACAAAAAGCCAUCGAUGGCAUUCUUUCUGAAGGUACAGAUACAAAGUUGCUGAAAAAAGGCGACAGUCCCCAGGGACAAGCACGUGACUGGUUGCUGUUCGAUGACAAAGAGAAAUACGCGAUCACUAGAGAACGUGUUUUGCAGCGAUAUGCAUUGGCAACAUUUUAUUUUGGCACUGGAGGAGAAAAUUCAUGGAUCAGUUCCAAUUGGUUGAGCGGCGAUGAGUGUGCAAGAGGUCAAGAAUGGCAUGGCCUUGGCUGUAAUCAACAUGGAGAGGUCAGAACACUAUUCCGAGACAAUCGUGGGCUGUCUGGAGAGCUUCCCGAUGAGCUUGGUCUCUUGUCGGCUCUUGAGAACCUCAUAAUCAAGAACGAAGCACAAUUGGCUGGAAGAAUCCCCGAGACACUUGCAGACUUGAGAGAACUUACUCAACUAGGCCUCUACAAGAACAGUUUGACAGGCCGAAUUCCCAAUCUUUUUGAAUCCAUUGGGAACCUUAGAUUUCUAAACCUCGAAGGAAACCAUCUGGAAGGAAGUAUCCCUUCAUCCAUUGAGCGAAUGACCAACCUCGAAACGAUUGUACUUACAGGGAACAAGCUCGAAGGUCUUGUCCCGGUUGUAUCCCUGGCAAACACAAAAGUCAAAUUCCUUGAUCUUGGUCAUAACCACUUUUCUGGGAACUUGGAUGAUAUAGUCACAAGCCUAUCAGCUGUCGAACAUCUCCACCUCGAUCACAACAAGAUUACCGGAUCAAUUCCAGCAACAAUCAAUUCUAUGACCCGCCUGAAAUCAUUGUCUCUUGGAGGCAACGGAUUGACAGGAUCAAUUCCCACAACUCUUGGCGAUCUUGGACUUAUCGAACAUCUAGCGCUACAAAACAAUCUUCUUUCAAGUGGCCUUCCUAACGAGCUUGGAAGAUUGACCAACGCGGUCGGUCUCAACCUCUCGAGAAACAACUUUAGCGGAUCCAUCCCGAACAUUGCCAACAUGGACAACCUGGUAUCACUAGAGCUUCAAAACAACGAAUUGACAGGAGCUAUUCCAGAGUCGGUGCAACAGCUACAAAGUAUUGAAAUUCUAUUCCUGAGCUCGAACAAUUUCGUGGGAACUAUCCCAACUGGAUUCAAUCGAUUGCAAAGGACUCUCAAGGGGCUUUACCUCUCAGACAAUGGUCUCGAUGGCGCUAUCCCAAGUCAGCUAUGUGAAUUGAGCAGUCUUGAAGCUCUCUUUAUUGACAGCAAUCAAUUGACAGGCACCAUUCCUGUUUGUCUAGGCGAAGUCAAAGACCUCAAACAACUCUAUCUCUUCCAAAACAGUUUGAAUGGAUCAGUCCCGUCUUCGUUGCAAGAUCUUCGAUACCUUAUUGGAUUAGGUCUUGAAGAUAAUGAUCUGACGGGAAGCAUGCCCAAUGAGGUCUGUGACCUCGCUAGCACUAUCGGUAUCGACAUUUGGGCAGACUGUGACGAGAUCUCAUGCGCCUGCUGCAACGUUUGUUGCCCAAGUGGUGACUGCGUCUAG
Molecule: messenger RNA, 1989 nt
Organism: Cylindrotheca closterium
Lineage: Eukaryota; Bacillariophyta; Bacillariophyceae; Bacillariales; Bacillariaceae
Source: the annotation of a GenBank genome assembly